GAAGGAGAGUAGGUGGGGGAAGUGAGGAAGAGUGGGGUGAUGGAAAAUCUCCUGGAGCGUCAUCUUUUGAUGUGCAGCGAAGCAGACUGUCAGAUACAAUAAGAGGCAGUACCGGCGGAAAUCAGCUUGUUGUACGUGGGAAAUGAAUGAAGAACUCCAAACUCUCGUCUGCUCUUCAGAUGAGAUGUAAUUGUGGAGUGUUGUACCAAUUAUACGGGAGACUAAGUUCUAGCUGAUUGUACAUACCAUGUAGCUGAUUGCAGUACCUAUCACCCCAGUUAAAUGCUUGUUGCAGGGUUGUCUGCAGAAAUUUGGCCCAAGUUUGGUUUCUCGAGAGAAAUUUGGCCGUCGUCGUCGUCGUUUCCUUGAUGGUCCUAAUAUAUGCACGACUAAGACUCGGCAGCACGUGAGCAUCUCGGUGCUCUCUUCAACAAAAUAACUACCCCUCACACUAUCAUUCGGGGCUUCAUGUGGCCGUCCGCUCGGGACACCAGCUGCUGCGAUCUCGCAUGUUGAUAAUUAUCAAGCUGCUUGUGAUUUCACCCUUCACAAGGAUACUUUAGUACUGGUCUUUCAGAGCGGAUACUAGCUUGUCUAGGGGUUGUCAGGUUCUGAAAUAUGCUAAGUUGCAAGCUGUGCUUUUUCCUUCUAUUGCGUUGUUUGCCACGGUAGCUUCUUGGACCGUCUUUGUAAUCUCCAGCGAGAAUUGAAUGCUAGUGUAAUGAGAGUACCAGUUGAGUUCAUGGGUCGUUUUAAGCACACAUGCGUAUCUUUCAUGACAUGGUUCGAAUCGUACUAGGAAAUUGAUUUUGUCGAGCUUUUACUUGAGUUAGUUCACAGAUGCUACUGCAAUUCUCUCCGCCGUUUCUUCAAUUGAAAGAGAAGGCCGCUUUCGCAUGUAAACAUAUUUCAGGGCUCCUUUGGAUCCACUGAAAUAUAUACAAUGAUGUCGUCUUGCACAGGGUAUAGACUCUCCGACUCAAGUUAAGGUCGAAGAGUGAAAACCAUGUAUUGCAAGUUUGUACUGGUGUGAAUUUCUUAACACUGUUGCCUGUUCAGAUGAGAUAGUAGCCUAGCGUUGUGGCAUCUGGACAUAAAGCUUAUAGAAUUAGGAUUCUCAAACAUCAGUUGUGUACUUUUUAUGUAUUCAAAAGCAAGGAGUCAGCGAAUCUAGAUGAGAUCCAGUAGGAAGAUAUUUGAAUAUGAUAAUAAGAAAUACACAUUUCCUCAGGUAGUGCCUUGGCUUCACGACUUGAAAUUCAUCUUAACCGCAAGUCGUGGGCAUAAUGUUUAACAUCGUCACUUUACCAGUCAUGAUCGUCUUCGUGCUGAUGUUCUUAGAGAGUAUCCAAGGGAUCCUAGAGCAUGCAGUGAAGGAUCUGCCUGGGCAACCGCCAGUGAACUUUAGCCAAUAUGCUGGAUACAUAGACGUGGGAGAAACCAAGAGUAAGCACUUAUUUUACUGGUUCGUGGAAGCUGACAACAAGAGUCCUUCGUCACUCCCUAUCGCCUUCUGGUUCAAUGGAGGGCCUGGAUGCUCUUCAGUAGGUGACGGUUUGUUAACCGAAUUGGGCCCCUUUCGUGUCUCCUAUUCGGGAAAUCUCACAUUCAACGAACACAGCUGGAACAAAGAGGCUAAUGUGGUCUUUGUGGAGUCUCCUGUUGCUGUGGGAUUCUCUUAUUCAAACAAAAAAUCCGACUACGCAGCAUUUAGUGAUGCACAAACAGCCACGGAUGCGUACUCGUUCCUGGUGAACUGGUUCACGAGCUAUCCAGAAUACCUCAAAAAUGAUAUGUACAUUAUUGGAGAGAGCUAUGGCGGACACUAUGUUCCCCAAUUGGUACAGCAAGUAGUAAAACAUAACAAAAGUCCCGGAGCUCAGUUUCUGAAUCUGAAGGGCUUUGCGGUUGGGAACGCAUGGACAGAUGCAUACUUCGACAAUAAGGGCUCAAUCGACUACUUCCACUCACAUUCACUAAUCUCAGAUGAGACCUACAAAUCUCUCAUAGAUAAUUGCGACCUGGGUCACGAGUUCCCAAUUGACGUGCCGAAUACAAGCGCCAAGUGUAACAAUGCAACGCUGGUGCUUUACAAUAUGGACCUGUCAGGGUUGAACGUCUACAACAUUUAUGGCCCCUCCUGCAACCUUCCUUAUAACAACGUCUCCACUCAGGAGAUCAUGAACCAAAAAACACCCAGCUUUCCUGCAUCAGCUGCAAUUGAUCCCUGUCUGGACUAUGUCACGCCAUAUCUAAACAAAGCAGAUGUCAAGAGAGCUCUUCAUGUUUCCCCGGACAUUGAAUGGACCGAAUGCAGCAACACAGUGUUCAAUAAGUACGCGGUAUCAGACAUUCUAUCUUCAAUGCUUCCAGUUUACCGAGAGCUUCUCCAAACUGGACUAAGAAUUAUGGUAUACAGCAGCGGGGACUUCGACGGAAGGGUACCAACCACAGGCACUAGGGCGUGGAUAAGCCAGCUGGGAAUCCAGGUGAAGAAACCCUGGUACCCUUGGGUUCAUGGUGGUCCAAGAGAAUCAAACACUGGAGGAGGACAGGUUUCUGGCUACGCUCAAGUAUACGAGAAGAAUUUCACCUUUUCAACAGUUAGAGCGGCUGGGCACUUGGUGCCAGCUGAUCAGCCUAAGCGUGCUUUAGCCCUCUUCCACAGCUUUCUGACGGGGAAGCCUCUGGAGCCCUUUGAGUACCCAGCAAGACCUUAGGCAUGAAUUCAUCAUUUACUUGCAUAAGGUCCUUAGGAGUGAAGUAUCAAAUGUCUAACCCAGAAUGCGGAAAAUCAUCCAUUAAUCCAAUUAAACGACUCUGUCAAAUGCAUCCAACUUUGAAUUUACUUCACAAAUAGCUAUCUGGACGGUAUCUAAAUUUGCAUUCACUUGACGCACUGCAAGAUCACCAAAGAGACUAAGGAAGGGCGUUGAACCUAAACUUGGUACAUUUAGUGGAAAGUUCGUUGUCUUAUGACCAAUUAUCACUUUUUAGUGAUGGCAGGAUUGGUAACUUAUAGUUUCGUUCAUCUCACGUGGCAUCAUGUAACCAAAUUUCAGUUCGAGUAGAAUCACUUGAUGCAGUGAAAUAAACUUGCUCUGUAUCACGUCUA
Physcomitrium patens is the source of this 3115-nucleotide messenger RNA. RefSeq names its product serine carboxypeptidase-like 22. Gene Ontology annotation, molecular function: serine-type carboxypeptidase activity. The record is from RefSeq and is a predicted model, not a curated record. Gene Ontology annotation, biological process: proteolysis. Lineage: Eukaryota; Viridiplantae; Streptophyta; Bryopsida; Funariales; Funariaceae.